AUGGCGACUAGUAGUAGUACAAAUGCUUCUGCAUCUACUGAUGGUGGUGAAAGUGAAGGAUUUCCUGUUGCCAACAAUCCUACUCUUGCAAAACAAGUCUUGGCUUCUGCUCUUGUGAUUCCUCCAGACGAUGAUGACAAGAAGCCCCUAUGGAGGUAUGUUCGGAUCAUUGAGAGGUGUGGAAAGGGUCAGGGUGGCAACACAAAGGUGCAGUGUAGACUUUGUGAUAAGGGUUUCCAAGGAAGUUACUCUAGAGUUAAAGCACAUCUAUUAAAGAUUUCUGGUUUUGGGGUUUCAUUUUGUCGAGUGGUGACUGUUCAUGUUCUUGAACAACUGCAAGCUGAAAUUUCUGCUGCCAAUGCUGCUGCUGGGAGGGCCAUGCCUAGAGAUAUUCCACUUCCAACUGAGUGUAAUGAGAAGAUGAGGAAGAGGAAGGGUGUUUCGGCUAUUGAGUCUAGCUUCAAUCUAGAAGUCCAUAGCCAACUUGAUGAACUGAUAGCUAGGACGUUCUACACAGCAGGCCUGCCUUUUAAUCUUGCACAGAAGACAAAUGUUGAGAGAUUGAUGCAGCCCAUCAAGGCAACAUGGAAUUCUAAAGGUCUGAGUAUUGUAUCAGAUGGAUGGUCUAAUGCUCAAAGGCGCCCACUCCUGAAUUUCUUGGCUGUGACAGAAGAUGGUCCAAUGUUUCUUAAAGCAAUCAACACUGAAGGAAUAUCCAAGACCAAGGAAUACAUUUCAGAGAAUAUGCUAGCUGUAAUUGAUGAGGUUGGGGCACAAAAUGUUGUGCAAAACAUAUGUGCUCCUAGGGACAUUGAUGAUGAGCUUUAUGAUGAAUUCCAGUGGAUCAAUGAGAUCAUUGGAGAUGCUAGUUGUAUAAAGAAUUUCAUCAUGAAUCACUCCAUGAGGCUAUCUAUGUUCAAUGAGCAUAGCAAGGUGAAGUUCCUUGCCAUUGCUGAGACAAGAUUUGCCUCUGCUGUUGUGAUGUUGAAGAGGCUGAAUCCUGCACGUGCUGAGGAUCUAGUUUUCACACACCAGAACUUGCGUCUUCUUUCAAGGAAAGCUGAGGAAUACAAUCGUGGUCCAUCUGCAAUGUGGGACAUUGGAGCUGAUACUUUUGAAUCUGAUUUUGAGGGCGGUGCUGAUUUCCUUGAGCAUGCUGAUCUGUCACUUGAUGAGCCAAAACUUGAGAGAGUUCUUGAAGAUCUUGGGGCAAUGGGUCUGACUGAAGAUGCUUGA
Panicum virgatum (switchgrass) is the source of this 1236-nucleotide messenger RNA. RefSeq lists its product as uncharacterized. Bases 1 to 1236 code for a protein of 411 amino acids. The transcript is spliced from 4 exons. NCBI's taxonomy places the organism in Eukaryota, Viridiplantae, Streptophyta, Magnoliopsida, Poales, Poaceae. The record is from RefSeq and is a predicted model, not a curated record.